AUGACUCCAUACACAGGCGAGGCGAUCAUGGACUACAUGCCUCAGGAACGUGAGCGUGGCAUCACAAUCACGGCCGCUGCCACGACGUGUUUCUGGAAGGGCGGAUAUCGCAAGUUCCCACAGCAUCGCAUCAACAUCAUUGAUACGCCCGGUCACGUGGAUUUCACUGUUGAGGUGGAACGUUCUUUAAGGGUUUUGGAUGGCGCUGCGGCAGUUUUCGAUGGGGUGGCUGGCGUCGAGCCGCAGUCCGAAACUGUUUGGCGUCAAGCAAAUAAUUAUCACAUCCCACGUAUCGCAUAUGUAAAUAAAAUGGACCGAGCAGGCGCCAGCUUCGAGAAGUGUGUAAAAGAGAUGGAAGAGAAGCUCGGUGCCACCCCGGUACCUGUUUUUAUCCCUGUGGGCGCCGCGGCCAGCUUUCAGGGUGUGAUUGACGUAAUCACGCGCAAAUUCUACAAGUUCGAUAAGGAUAAAGACGCGUUCGACUACACCCAAGCGCCAGUGCCGGAUGACAUGCAGGAGGAACUCCAGCACUAUCGUACGCACAUGCUAGAUUACGCUGCACAGGCCAAUGAGGAACUCCUAGAUCACUACAUCACCAACGGUGAUUUAACGGAGGAGCAAAUCCGCAGCGGACUACGCAUUAUGACCCUGGCCAACCGUAUCGCCCCCGUCUGUGCUGGGAGCUCCCUUAAAAACAAGAACAUACAAGGAUUCCUUGACAUGAUCGUGGACUACCUCCCGUCGCCAUGUGAAGCGAAUAAAAUGUCCAUCCACGCAAAUAAGGACGAGAGCGGUACAGACCCAGAAUCAACGUCGCAACCUAUCGCAAAGGAGCUCGAGGAACGCCAAGUGACAUUUGAUACCAACGAUUUCAACCUGCCGUUCGCCGCGUUGGCAUUCAAGAUAUCGCACGAUACACAAAUCGGCACCCAAGCGUACAUCCGGGUGUACCGGGGCCAAGUGAACGUUGGAGAUGUCGUGUACAAUACACGUACGAAAAAGGGUAACAAGGUGCAGAAGCUGCUGUUUAUACACUCCAACGAACGCAAACACCUCAAGACGGCCCAUGCUGGGGACAUAGUCUCUCUGGUGAGCCUCACCGCCACAAAACUAAUCUCGUUUCAGGUCGGGGUGAAGGACGUGAUCACUGGUGAUACUCUGUGCAACGAGAAGGAACCACUGUUGUUGGAAUCCAUCGACUUCCCUGAGCCGGUGAUAAGUCUAAAGGUCGAGCCUGAGGAUCCCAACGAGCUGGAACGAAUGUGCGACAUGUUCCGGAAGUUCAUGAAGGAAGACCCGUCGUUCCGCAUGUACAUGAAACCGGAAACACAGGAGACAAUCAUCAGUGGUAUGGGCGAGCUGCACUUGGAUAUUAUUGUGGACCGGAUGCGGCGUGAGUACAACCUGCCGGUGAGAACGGGUUCUCCUCAAGUAGAAUUUAAAGAGACUUUCGUCAAAGCUACACACGCUGAGGGACGCUAUGUGAGGCAAUCGGGUGGCCGUGGACAAUAUGGUCACGUGAAACUGUACGUUGAACCGCUCGAGCAGGGUGAAGGCGUGCAGUUCCGCAACAACAUCACUUGUGGGGCUAUUCCACAGGAGUUCAUUCCGGCGGUUGAGGCUGGUGCCCGCCAACAGUUCCAGGAGGGACUGUUGGCCCACUAUCCCGUUACUGACGUGCGAGUUACGCUACUCGACGGGACAUUCCACAUCGUGGACAGCUCCGAGUUCGCCUUCCACACCGCAACUACAAUGGCGAUUAGGGAUGCCGGUCGCGACGCGGGUGUCAAGCUGCUUGAGCCCAUAAUGAAGGUUAAUGUGGUAUGUCCGUUGGCCAACUUCGGCACGGUAAGGGGGGAUUUGCUUCGUCGCCGAGGCCAGGUGCACACCAUUAAGGACGGCUUCGGCGGGGUCAAGGAGAUAUCUGGGACCGUCCCACUGCAGGAGAUGAGCGGAUACAUGACCGAGCUGCGUUCUAUGAGUCAGGGGCGCGGAUUCUACACCAUGCAAAUGUCCCACUACCACCCAGUACCCCCAGUGGUACAGGAGAAGAUUGUGGACUCUAGCCUAAAGCGAACAACCUGA
This is a messenger RNA of Babesia ovata, 2085 nucleotides long. Its product is annotated as elongation factor G. Lineage: Eukaryota; Apicomplexa; Aconoidasida; Piroplasmida; Babesiidae. Gene Ontology annotation, molecular function: translation elongation factor activity; GTPase activity; GTP binding. The transcript is spliced from 5 exons. The record is from RefSeq and is a predicted model, not a curated record. The coding region runs from base 1 to 2085 and encodes 694 amino acids. Gene Ontology annotation, biological process: translational elongation; ribosome disassembly.